UGGAAGAUGAUGAGUAGCAGUGGAAUCGCCGACGCGAAUGGACGUGGUGUGUGCUUUUGGGUAGCUUCGCGAUCAACGGGAACGGGUCGGUAUUACAGAGGUCGUCCGAAAGAGAUCAGAACAAGCCUGCGGUAGUGCGGAAGAACUAGGAGGACGAGCUCGGGCAAGGUCGUAACGCAGAACUUUCUCAUUGUGGCGGUUGUUCGCGCGGGAGAAGCCUGGAUUUUGAUUAGAUAAACGAAGCUUGCAACGAAAUUGUCUCCGAUCGUAGCAGGUCGAGGGAAACCCGGUGGGGUUCGACGAAGAUUCCGGACCUUUUUUGGAGAACCCGGAGCGGAGUGUGUACGUGAAGCGGCGACGAGCGCGGCACGACCAAAACGAGACUUGCCGUCGUUGUUGUGCAGAGGAGAGAUAGAGUGAAGACUUGUUGCAGAGGAGGGGUAUACGAAGCAAAACAACAACAAGUACAGAAGAGGAGAUGUGUUUAUAAAUUAAUAUUAAUUCAAUCAACAAGAACGAAUGUGACGAAAGUGCUGAAGCCGCACUGAAGAUCGCAAGCCGUCGCGUCGUGACACACGGACGUAUCGCAAAGGUUUCGAAAGAAAAAAACACGAUCACGAUCGUCAUCAGAGAGCAUCGCAGUAGGCAGUGUCGUAGCGUUGCGCGCAAACGCAUCAUCCACCUGUUUACGGCCGGCGCAUGGCCUGCUAAAAAGGUGUUCAGAACGAGUCCGUCGGGUUCAGAAGUGAUCGUGAAGAAUUGCGGAGUGCGUCGUGAACUGAAAGUCGGCCGGCAGCGGAUGCUGUAGGAGGGAUCUUUUGGCCAUCAACCGGCACGGAGGUGGGCAGUUUGUUAAGUGCGGGUGUUAUUAAUUCAUACGCCUCGGCAAACAACUAACACCAACCAAUCAACUGUGUGGGUGGGGUGUGGAUGUGAGGAAAAUUUGUUGGUUGAAGGGAGGGAGAGUAAGGAAGAAAAAGAUUUUGCUUUCUGAAGGAAGAAAAAAAGUAAAAGUGUUUGCCACGAUUGUGAGUUAGUGUGUGUGUGUGUGUGGUUUUGUGGUGGUAGUAGGCUUGGUGGAAAUUCGUACCGAAAGUGAAACCCCUUGAAGAAGGAGGUGAGCCUGCUUUGAUUUGAGUGUAGAUGUGUGAGGUGCUAUGGUAGAUGAUUUUCGAAAGAGGCAAAAUUACAGAGGAAGUGAAUAAAGUAUAGUGUAUGUGGCAAAGCGGAAGCCGAGAGGAAAACCUCCAACGGAGGUGACGCAGGAAAAAAAAUCCGUAUUCUGGGUCAGAGAGGCCGCGGAAAGCCGGCGAAAAUAAUGUUGAUUUAUAACAAUUUCGUCUUUAUAGAGAUUCUUUGAGCUGUGCGAAGUCAGUGGAGGAAAAAAAAAGAAGAAAAACCCAGUAGGCCAAGUCGCAAGGAAAAUCUGUCCGGAAAAGUCGGGGAUCGUAGUUAGCGUCGACGACGCCGGUCCGAUGCUUGAAGAAGGGGCAGAAGGAUAAUAACAGAAGCGGAGUGUGCUCGUAGCUAUAACGAAAAAGUUUCUUUAUUUAUGAAGACGGUGUAGACCGGCCACGUGGUGGGGUGAAACGGGCGCUGUAGACUGACUUGGACCCUAUUCGGGCUGCCGCCCGCUCUGAAGUCAUCAUUACAGACUAUAUUAUGGAAAAUUAUAGCUAAGGAGUGUCAUUCGCUUGCGGGGGAGGAGACACAGACAAAAGCCAACCAAAGUAGAAAAAGAAGAAGAAGACGAACUGAGUCGAAAAAGCACCAAAAACGCCAGAGUGUCACCCUUCAAACUUCACAGGACCAGUUUAACUAGGAUCAAUUGAACGAAAAAAAAAAUCGAACCCAUGAUCUACUAGUGCCAACAUCGGAGCCCGCACAAACCGCAAUUCGAAUGCGCCGUCCGGCCUGGAAGCCGCCACAGCCACAGCCAACCGCCGCCCACCAGCCUAAUUUGGUCCGGUUCCGGCUUGCGCGGCCGUUCGAAUGUACCACCAGACACCACCUGGCGGCAGCAAGAAGUGUAGCAGCAGCAGCAGCACCAGCACUAACCGACAGCACCGCCCUGGUGGCGUAGAUCAGCAGGUCGUCAAGCUGUUGGCGGACGUUGGCUACAUCGCGGACCGUCUGCGCAACCUGGAACGGUGCUGGGAGCUGGCCGAGCUGAAGGAUCUGCACAAGCGCAUCGUGGUGCUGCUGGCCUCGGACGAGUGUCCCCCGGUGAAUGUGUUGCGUGCGAUCCGGAACGAUCAGCUGCGACCGCUGCAGGCGGAACUUCACGGACGUACCCAGCUGCAGCAGGAGGUGGAACAGGCGGCAGUCGAGGCCCGGCAAGCGGACAAGGUCAAACGAGCCCGGUGGCGCCAGGAGGUGGACUGUUUGAACGCCGAUGAUGAGACUGCCCAGGCAAAGCUCGCACAGCUAGAGGACUUUGUGGUGGCGUUCUACCGCAGUUACAGAGACACUAGGCAAAGUAACCGGGUACGGGGGGGAAACUGUUCGAGGAAGUCCGCGAAAAAGGUUCGCGAGAGGAAGGUGUUUCCCUUUUUGCCAUCAUCUUCAUCGGAUUCAUCGCCAUCGCCAACGCAAGAGUCUUCUUCAUCGAGUCCGGCCAACACCGCCACCAACAAGUGCCAUCAACAGCAACAGAACAAGCCAAAUCAAACGGACGACGCAGAGCAACAACAAUCAUUCAGCACAUCGCAGGCCGAUCGUACUAUGAACCAGGAUCGCGAAGACGGAGAUCCAAACGUAGCAUCUGAACAGCAACAAGCCAAACAACCCGACGCGUCGACAAAUCCCAGCGACGACACCAAUCCCAGUGAUGCCAAACAACCGGAACCGACUACCAGCAGCAGCAGCAGCAACAACGCCAACAACACUUCCACCACCAAAGAUGACGACGAGGACGAAGAUGUCACGACGACCAACACCGCAACGACGACCACCGCAAGCGAACAGCUGGUCACGGUAGUUCCGACCGUCGCCAAUGCCACCCCCGACGAGAAGCGACCCUCGCUGGACGGCCCCAACUCAUCCCCCCUCACGUCCCCUGCCAAGUCCCGGCACGUGGCUCCCUCCGGGGACAGCACCGAGCCGGACGAGGAGGAAGACGACGACGACGACGACGGCGGCGGAGAUUGUGACGACGAUGGGGCAAAUGGGCUGGGCGGAGAGGUGGCCGAGCGGAACAAGCUGAGGAAGCGCAUCUCCGAGCUGGCGAAUAAUUUUGCCAGCGCGAAACAGUUCCAGCAGAUGUGCGACAACAUUGACGCGAUCAACGACGCCGAGCUGCGGGCGCUCAUCCGGGAGCUGAAGCGGAAGAUCGAGUUUGCCGAGCGGAUGAACUGGAUGUGUCUGUCGAGCAGGCCGCGGGGUCCGCCGCACCGGAAGACCAGCCUGCCGAAGCACACGGACGUGAAGAAGCGCUUCCUGGAGGUGGCGGCCACGACCCUGCCGGACGAGGUCAAGGCCGCCCUCCGGCUGCCGGCGUUCGACUCGUACGAGUGGGAGGACUGGGACGUGAUCCACCUGAUGCAGACGAUGUUCGUCGAGCUGAACCUGCUGGACAAGUUCCAGAUCCCGCCGGAGACGCUGCGCGAGUGGCUGUACGAGGUGUACAAGCACUACAACGACGUCCCGUUCCACAACUACCGGCACUGCUUCUGCGUGGCCCAGAUGAUGUACGCCAUCACGUGGCACACGAACCUGAUCCAGCGGCUGGGCGAGCUGGAGGUGCUGAUCCUGCUGGUGUCCUGCAUCUGCCACGACCUGGACCACCCGGGCUACAACAACAUCUACCAAAUCAACGCCCGGACCGAGCUGGCCCUGAGAUACAAUGAUAUUUCUCCGCUGGAGAACCACCACUGUUCGAUUGCAUUUCGGCUGCUGGAACAUCCGGAGUGUAACAUCUUCCGCAACAUGGACAAGGAGUUGUAUAAAGACGUUCGCGAGGGAAUCAUUCGGUGCAUCCUGGCCACGGACAUGGCCCGCCACAAUGAGAUCCUGACGCAGUUCCAAGAGGCUACCCCCAUUUUCGACUACAACAAUAAGGUUCACACAAAUUUGCUCUGCAUGGUGCUAAUCAAGGUCGCGGACAUCUCGAACGAGGCCCGCCCGAUGGACGUGGCCGAACCGUGGCUGGACCGGCUGCUGCAGGAGUUUUUCGCCCAGAGCGCGGCGGAAAAGUCCGAGGGCCUGCCGGUGACGCCCUUCAUGGACCCGGACAAGGUCAGCAAGCCGGGCAGCCAGGUGCGCUUCAUCGGGCUGGUGCUGCUGCCGCUGUUCGAGGCGCUCGGCGAGCUGCUGCCGGAGCUGACCGAUCUGAUCAUCAUGCCGGUGCGGGUCGCGCUGGAUUACUACAAGAAACUCAACGAUGCCGCCAGUCGGCAGCGCCGUUCGAUCGCCGAGGCGGAACAGUCGUCGGAGAAUGCCAGCACGGCCACGACGGGAACCACCGGAACGGGAACGGCCGGGGGAAGCAGUGGCGGUGGGGGUGGCGUUAGCAGUAGCAUCGGCGGGGGAACCGCGGGUGGGCUGAGCAACAGUUCGACCGGAUCGCCGCAGUUGCCGCGGUCGCAGAGCGGAAUCAGCGUGAAAUCCAGACGUAGUAUCCCGUCGCAAAAGUCCGCCAGUAGAACAUCUGUUGAUGAGCCUAUUUUAAUUACAGCCGAACUGCACGACCUGCCCGAGGGUAGCGAGAGCGGCGACUCCGAGACGGCGACGGAGGUGGAUGUGGCGGAAAAAACGUCCAAGUUCAAGGUGGACACGGAGAGUAGCCACCGCAAGCAGUCGCACCCGAACUCGCAGUCGUCCCGCAAGGGGAGCCGCGAGAAGCGUCCGUCGAUGAUCGGCGAGUACUACCAGACAGGUACGCGCAUUCGUGGCUCCCACGGCAACAUUCAGCAUACUAAUCGAACGUAUUUUGGUUCAAAUCGCGCCAUUAGCUUAGACCAGUACAGUAACAGCCGCCGGAUGUCGGACGGCAUCCAGAUACAGACGGUCGUGUCGGACAAUAGUGUGUACUACCACCAGCGCCAGCAUCGCAGUCUGGAGCAUGACUCGAUGUGUUCGUCCUCGGACAAGAGCACCAGCCUGAACAGCAGCAGCAAUGAUCCGCCUGGCCAGUCUCAGCCGGCGGCGGCGGCGGCCGCGGCGUUCCAAUCUAGUCACCAUGGAACGCAACAACAACCGCACUUUCACCAUCAAUACCAACAGCAGGCGGCGGCUGCCCUGCACCAGCUGCGUGCUGUUCAGGACUGUGAAAACAUGAACAUUGGCGUGCCGACGGCGGCUGCGAGUUCAGGCAAGUUGUACGCAGGUUUGAACAAUAACAAUAACAGUAGCAACAACAAUAACAAAAACAUUGGCAAAAAGAUGAGCUUGAGCCAGCAGCAAAAGCUGGAGAAAAUUCGCAAUGCUAGCAACAAUAACAAUAGCGGCGGCGGGUGCGACACCAGCGGAGUAGGCGUUGGAACGAGUGGAGCGCUGGGAAAGAGUAAUGGCGGCGGCGGCGGUGGUAGCGCCGUGAACGGAACCAAUGGGACGACGACGACGUCCGCGUCGAAAUCAAUCAUAUCAAGACUGAGACAACUGACUGGAAGAUUGAGCUUUAAUUUUGACUCGCGGGAAUCGAAGAAGCUGCAACUGUUGGCGCAGAAAGCGUCGGAACAGGCAGCGGCGGACGGUGGCGAAUCUCAACCCGAAAGAGUAGGCUGUGCGACGACGACGACGAAGAAGACGCGCUUGCUGGAGAAAUCGAAGACUGUGGAUGUGGGUGGGGGCGGCGGCGGUUCGGUUGCGAUUUGCGGUGGAGCCAGCGGGGAAGGGUCGAUGCAUUACUGCUGCGGGGGUGGUUCCGGAGGUGUGAUCCUGAACCAGCCAAAGUCGAUCUCGCCGAUUCUGAUGCACCAUCGGAACAGUGACGUGAUCGCGUCGAUGAACACGGCCCGCAACCGGGCGUACAGUUUGGACGUCCCGAUCACGCGGAACUGCUGUCGGAGUCUGAGCGGAAGCACAGCCGGCGGUGGUGGCUCCAGCUGCGGAGGCAGUCACAAGAGCUUGACCUUCUCGUUGAACAAAUCGCUCAACGAGGAGGCGAACGACACCACGAUCAGCUCGGGACGGCCGCUUGAUGACAGCACGAACGCCACGACGACCAUCGCGAAAGGCGGGGGAAGCAUCAGCGAAACCAUUUGACAACACCCGUACGAACCGUCCUUGCAGGGCAUUCUGCUGGCGUCGAGUUCGCUGCAGACGGACUCGCCGACGCCACCGCCCUCCCACCAGCUGCUUCUGCCGGCCAGCAGCAGCUCCGGCGGCGGAAGUCAGCACCGGCGGCAGUCCUCUGGUGGUGGCGGAGGUGGCCAUCGGUCCGCUCCUUACGCCGAGUCGGAGUCCAUCUCGUCGAAGCACACGUCCGUGCUGGUCAGCUACUGGACCUGUCUGACGGAGCGGCUCAGCUCGCUGAUUUGCAAGUGCUGCGAGCGGACGCUGCCGCCGGCGGAAAGCGUUUGAAAGCGAGGAGAGGUAACGCGGGCGAAGGUGUAGGGUUUGUAUUUAUUUCUUUGACCUUUUUGUUUAAUAACUUGCAAGAAAAUUUACCAGCGUAGUAAGACUUCAAAUCUGGCUUCAAAUCUGACCCCGCAUUGGUAUGCAAACUAACUAACUUCUAUUUUAAGAUGAAUUUCGAGUAGGCUGAUGAUUGUUAAACUUUUCCGCGUGCACCCUUUGUGCUCCGCCACUUAAAACAUCUUUCUUUUCGAUGGCAAGGCCUACUUGUGUGAAAUUGACCGCAGCGAUGAUUCGUUGCAAUUGGUUUUUUUUUCUAAAUAUAAUCAAGCGGCUUAUUCUUUGGAGCCAAUCGGGGUCAAUGGCUGCUGCGUUUUACUUUUUUUUUGUAAUGUUUUUACUAGAUGUGCUUCCAAAAGUGUAAUGUAACUUCGACCUGUUGAUUUAUUGCACUAUUUAGCUUAGCAGAGUCAGUUAUCUCAACAAUACCUAAACAAACUUUUCUCUAUGUUUUUGUUGCCUCAAAAAUAACACAUUGAGAUAGCAAAAACUUGGGAAAAUUCCAUGAACAACUCAACUAUUCUGAAAUAAUGUCGAGCAAUGGUCAUAAUAUAUUCGAAUAGUUUGGUACUUGGAGGAAUACUUAUAAGUAAAUUGCUGAAUUGUUAGUGUAAAAUAUUUUUAAAAGGCGUAAAAAAAUGUGUUUUCAACUGCCUCAAAAUUCAAAUCUGGUUACAUUCGGUCAGAAAUUUGUUGAUAUAUGACAGUUCAAAGAUUACAAAAUCAAAAAAUGGAGUGAAAAGCUGGUUGAACAAUUUGAUCGGGAAAGGCAAUUUUUUGUCAAAAUUGAAAUGCUCAUAACUUUAACCAUUUGUUAAGCUUCAAGAAGCAUUUGAAAGGAAAAUUAUUCUAGUUUUUGAAUGUGAACGAAUUUAUGGGUCGUGGCUACCGGAGAUGUUCCGGACUUCCCGGGACCAUUUCAAAAAGCUGCGUGCCAUUUUAACUUUUAUUUCAUCUCUAUAUCCAAACUCUCCCAAAGGUGAGAUCUCAUGAUCUUGAAACAUAAAAUUAUAUAUUAAAAUGUGAUUUUUGCGUGAAAAUAAUUUAAUUACAUUAACUUCUACUUCGAGUAUCAAUGAGCUAGUUCUCAAGAAAUUUGUUAACAAUUUAGCACACAUGCUUAAACAACUUCAAACACAGGUUUUUUGCUUUGGACCAUGACAACAUUUGUCCUAGAUAUUAAACUUUGAAUUGUUUGAGUAAUUGUGAGUUUAUUAGGUACUCUUUCUUACAUGUUCAAUUGUGAACUCACUUUGAAUUUCAGGGAAAAUAUACUUUGUCUGUGUUAAAGAUAUCUUAUUUUGAUACACUUUAAAAAUGUCAUCUCAUUUUUUAGCUUUUCAUAUUUUGGAUUUUCUCAAUUUCCCGAUUAAUGUAUUGGCGAUAACCGAUGGUAACUCUUUAAAUCAACUUGUUAAACAGAAUUUAUUCAAACAAAAUCCACUCAGAAAUUCAAUAACUAUAAUUCAAAGAUUAUUUUUUGACAAUGUGAAAGCUAAUUCGUAAAGGAUUAGCUUUUUUUCGAAAAUCACUGAAUUUUUCGAACACACUCAAAUUCCAAUUUGAAUACAUUGGAGUUUAUAGUGGAAAAUACUCAUAUGAUCACAAAAUACCGUAGUUUUUAAAAAACUAUUCAUAUUUUCAAAAGUUGCAACAUGAACUUUUGUGUAAAUGUUCACCAGAUUACACAGCAAAAAAUCCGAUGGUAAAAUCGCAUGCAAAAGCAUGCACAUCACCUUUGUGAGCAAAAAGCAUGUAAUAUUGCAUGAGAAAACGUGUACACAAGAAACAUUUUUUUAUUGUGUGCGAAAUCUUCUUUUUGUGUACACGUUUUCUCAUGCAAAAUUACAUGCGUUUGCUCACAAAGGUGAUGUGCAUGCUUUUACAUGAGAUUUUACAUGGAAAUUUGUUGCUGUGUUGAGUUUUUAGUGGAAAAUUAAAAAAAAAAUCACAAAACAUCACAGUUUUGAAAAAACUGAAAUUUUUAUGAUUUGCCAUAUGGGGCAUCAAACGACGCUAAAUUUUGUGUAGAUUUUCACUUUCUUAAAAUUUAAAUGCAAAAUACUCAUGCUUUCAGAAAAUACCGUAUGUUUUUGAAAAUACAAAAUAUUCAUAAUUUGCAAUAAGUUUAUCAAACGGUAUUAUGUGGAAAUUUGAGUGUUUUACAUCAGAAAAUCUUAUUUAGUGAAAAAUAGUACAAAAUUUUCCGAAGUUUGUUUCCCAUGUUGCAAAUAAGGUAAAUUUAAGUCCAAUUAAGACUCGAUUAUCCAAGUUCGUUUUUUCCAAGAUUUCCUAAAAACUUCGGAUAAUUGAAUCACGGCAAAUUACGCUUUUUUGUGUUCUUUAUUUUCUUACUUCUAACAAAAGAUUCGAGUUUUACGACCAAUUACGUCAAAUUUGAGUGGUUGAUUGUCUAUUACAUUUAAUAUUUAAUCACCACCAUUCUUUGAUUUAAAAAAAUCCAAAUCAUUCUAGAGGAAUUAGAAUUGAGAUCAUUCUUGAUCAGCCGACCAAAACAAGACAAUGAAAAAUAAAAUGAGGAUUGGAUUACUUGAGUGAUUUUUUCCGAGGACUUCGGAAAAUCUAGUCUGUUUUAGAAAAAAUAUACCUAUAUUUUGGAUUUAUUUGAAUUUUAACAAGAAAAAAAGAAAAAUUAAAAAUCUUUGCAAAUAAAUACAGUUAAUUCACCAAAAUGAGUCAUUGUUUGUCGAAAAACUCAGUUGUUUUGAUUUCGGGGGUUUUUCUCCCCCAACUCAAAAAUGUUUAGUGAGAAAAAAAGGUUUUUUUUUAAUUUUCAAAUCUACAGGAAAGUACUAACUGUUAUGAACAAAAGCAUAAUUUUGCCCCAAAAAAGCUUUCUCAAACCAAAUGCUUUCAUUUUUUUCCAAACGUACUUUAGUUUAUUUAAACAAAUAAUGUUAUUAACCCUUUCACGGCAAAUAAAGAAGUAAUCUAGCCGCAUGUAAAAGGCCUGAAUGUAAAAUAAAUUUCGCAUUAUUUAUGAAAUUCUGUGUAAAUAUUACAUGAGCAAUUCUCUACCAAAACCGGAAAUGGAUUUUAUUUGUAUUUUUUGAUUUGGCUCAAACUUUGUGGGGGC
Culex quinquefasciatus (southern house mosquito) is the source of this 9673-nucleotide messenger RNA. RefSeq names its product high affinity cGMP-specific 3',5'-cyclic phosphodiesterase 9A. The coding region runs from base 1993 to 6204 and encodes 1403 amino acids. NCBI's taxonomy places the organism in Eukaryota, Metazoa, Arthropoda, Insecta, Diptera, Culicidae. Gene Ontology annotation, molecular function: 3',5'-cyclic-GMP phosphodiesterase activity. The record is from RefSeq and is a predicted model, not a curated record. Gene Ontology annotation, biological process: cGMP catabolic process. The transcript has 12 exons.